AGAAGGCAUAGUUCUGUCGAUUUGGAAGAUAGUUCUGAUGAAUUGGAAGAUGAGCAUUGUUCUGCCAGAUCGGAUAAGGAUCUUUAUGUACCGAUAACUUCGCUGCCAAGAAGAUCACCUAGAAUAAGAUCAAGGAGUGUUACUCCAAGUACCUCAUAUGCAGCAAAAAAUGUAGG
Messenger RNA from Dentiscutata erythropus, 176 nucleotides. Lineage: Eukaryota; Fungi; Glomeromycota; Glomeromycetes; Diversisporales; Gigasporaceae. The record is from the annotation of a GenBank genome assembly.